This is a messenger RNA of Staurois parvus, 908 nucleotides long. Lineage: Eukaryota; Metazoa; Chordata; Amphibia; Anura; Ranidae. The record is from the annotation of a GenBank genome assembly.
UCUUGCACAGGUGUACCGGCUCCUCCCCUUCAGUCUUGCACAGGUGUACCUGCUCCUCCCCUCCAGUCUUGCACAGGUGUACCUGUUCCUCCCCUUCAGUCUUGCACAGGUGUACCGGCUCCUCCCCUUCAGUCUUGCACAGGUGUACCGGCUCCUCCCCUCCAGUCUUGCACAGGUGUACCUGUUCCUCCCCUUCAGUCUUGCACAGGUGUACCGGCUCCUCCCCUUCAGUCUUGCACAGAUGUACCGGCUCCUCCCCUUCAGUCUUGCACAGGUGUACCUGCUCCUCCCCUCCAGUCUUGCACAGGUGUACCAGCUCCUCCCCUCCAGUCUUGCACAGGUGUACCGGCUCCUCCCCUUCAGUCUUGCACAGGUGUACCGGCUCCUCCCCUUCAGUCUUGCACAGGUGUACCUGCUCCUCCCCUUCAGUCUUGCACAGGUGUACCGACUCCUCCCCUUCAGUCUUGCACAGGUGUACCUGCUCCUCCCCUUCAGUCUUGCACAGGUGUACCAGCUCCUCCCCUCCAGUCUUGCACAGGUGUACCGGCUCCUCCCCUCCAGUCUUGUACAGGUGUACCGGCCCUCCCCUUCAGUCUUGCACAGGUGUAUUGGCUCCUCCCCUUCAGUCUUGCACAGGUGUACCGGCUCCUCCCCUUCAGUCUUGCACAGGUGUACCGGCUCCUCCCCUUCAGUCUUGCACAGGUGUACCGGCUCCUCUCCUGGACUGGAAUGGCUUCCUCUGACUUCACUGCACACUGGGAGCUUCUCACAAUGUGCAUAAGAAGCUGCAGCCAGUCAGAGAGAGCUCUGCCUCCUAAUCUAGAGCCCACCUCCUAGGCUGGAGGACUCCCAGCACCAUCUAGCCCAGCCUGGCUGUCCCUGGCUCCACCCCUUUCAUUCAUCGGAUU